Branchiostoma floridae (Florida lancelet) is the source of this 1440-nucleotide messenger RNA. Its product is annotated as zinc finger protein 239-like. Gene Ontology annotation, molecular function: RNA polymerase II transcription regulatory region sequence-specific DNA binding; DNA-binding transcription factor activity, RNA polymerase II-specific. Gene Ontology annotation, biological process: regulation of transcription by RNA polymerase II. The record is from RefSeq and is a predicted model, not a curated record. Lineage: Eukaryota; Metazoa; Chordata; Leptocardii; Amphioxiformes; Branchiostomatidae. Bases 27 to 1070 code for a protein of 347 amino acids. Gene Ontology annotation, cellular component: nucleus. The transcript has 3 exons.
UGUAGGCGGAACGUGCUGCACACUGAAUGUGUAUAAGCAGGCAUUUUAUGACCUUUCACCCUACGUUACCAGUCACCUUUCACCUUGCUGCUCCAGACAGACGCUUGCAGGAGGAUUGUGCGGAGGUGCUAAUCAUCACUGGAAGCAGGUUCGACAUGGCAGAGGCAUGUGAUGGGUCUCCUACUGCUGUUCCCCAGAAUCUCGGUUAUGGGUCUCCCACUGGAUGUCUACGUGACCGGGAGGCAAGUAAAACCGAAGACCAGCCAACAGCGAGCAAAACCAGUUUGGUCAGUCAACCGGAAGCAAACACAGGUGAUAAGCCCUACAUGUGUGGGGAGUGUGGGUACAUGGCAGCUCGGAAGUCUCUAUUAUCCGAACAUACGAGAACUCAUACCGGUGAAAAACCGUACAAGUGUGACCAGUGUGACUAUUCUGCUGCACGGAAGUCCAACUUGAACCAACAUCUAGCCAUGCACACUGGUGACAAGCCCUACAUGUGUGGGGAGUGUGGGUACAGGGCAAUGCAAAAGUCUACCUUGACUAUACAUAUGAGGACUCAUACGGGUCUAAAACCCUACAAGUGUGACCAGUGUGAUUAUUCUGCUACAUGUAAGUCCACCUUGAGCCAACAUCUAGCCAAACACACUGGUGUCAAGCCCUACAUGUGUGGGGAGUGUGGGUACAAGACAGCUAAGAAUUCUGAUUUGUACCAACAUCAAGCAAAACACACUGGUGAUAAGCCCUACAUGUGUGGGGAGUGUGGGUAUAGGACAGCUCACACGUCUCACUUAUCCCGACACAUGAGAACACACACGGGGGAAAAACCCUACAAGUGUGACCAGUGCGACUAUUCUGCAACAACGAAAGGCAGUUUGGAUUAUCAUCUAGCCCAACACACUGGUGAUAAGCCCUUCAUGUGUGGGGAGUGUGGGUACAGGACAGCUCACAAGACUGACUUAGUAAAACAUAUGAGAACUCAUACCGGUGAAAAACCUUACAAGUGUGACCAGUGUGACUAUUCUGCAACAAAGAAAUCUACAUUGAACAACCAUUGUAAAACGCACCGGUGAAUAACACUACGGUACCACUGCUUUAUGUCAUCUCGCUGUAUACAACAUACCGAUGAGUAACUCUGAAUGCGUAGAGUUAGAGACAAUUAUAGAUAUCACGGCAAUAUCGCCAGUCUUUGAACUUCGACAGAAAACUCCUACAUUACCCAGACUACCGCCAGUGGUUCCACUGUCGCCAUGGAGACACAUGGUGAACAGCAACAAUGUGACAGUACCAUAACAUACUUAUGAUGCUCGGACACCGCUACUCCAAUCUGAGAAACAUGUUACACUAGAGAUUUUUAUACCAGUUAUGAGUUCAAACGAGGUUAGAACAAUAAGAUGUGCAUGCUACUGAUUUUAGUGAUAUUCGUACUUGGUGUUUAUAUGA